Caenorhabditis remanei is the source of this 336-nucleotide messenger RNA. RefSeq lists its product as uncharacterized. The record is from RefSeq and is a predicted model, not a curated record. The transcript has 3 exons. The coding region runs from base 1 to 336 and encodes 111 amino acids. Lineage: Eukaryota; Metazoa; Nematoda; Chromadorea; Rhabditida; Rhabditidae.
AUGGUGAAGAAAUUCUGUUGGGCAUGGAAAGUUUCAAAAAGUAGAAAGAACACAAUUAAGAAUCUAGAAGGAAGUAGCACUACACAAUUGUUCAAACACGUUAAUACUUUGGAUAAAUGGAAUCGAAAAAACAUUAUCGGUGACAUAGAUUAUAAAUCAAUCCUGGUCCAACACAGUGCUGAUUGGGAUUCGGAGUGGAGCCCCGGUGGUUUCAGCGACGUUGAUGACGACGUUCUUGUCGGAUUUGGCUACCAACUCAACCAGACAUACAUUGACUUUGAUGAGCUCGUCACCGAUAAGAAGCACUCCUGGAUUUCCCUCGGAUCCGAUCAAUGA